Molecule: messenger RNA, 1557 nt
Organism: Trichoderma citrinoviride
Lineage: Eukaryota; Fungi; Ascomycota; Sordariomycetes; Hypocreales; Hypocreaceae
Product: phospholipase D/nuclease
Exons: 11
Coding region: 10-1557 (515 amino acids)
Biological process (GO): double-strand break repair; single strand break repair
Cellular component (GO): nucleus
Molecular function (GO): single-stranded DNA binding; 3'-tyrosyl-DNA phosphodiesterase activity; double-stranded DNA binding
Source: RefSeq, a predicted model, not a curated record
UCGCAGGCAAUGUCCCAGCCUCAGUCUCAGUUCCAGUUUGGUGCCCUCGACCGCAGAGCCAUGGAGCAGGAACGUCUGGAGCGCCUUGCAAAGCGUCAUCACGGAGACACAGACGGUGACGUCGUCGAGAUUCCACCGCCCAAGAGACAAGCCACAGCAUCAACAUCAGCAGCCAAGGGCAAACAAUCAAAGCCGACAACCUCCCUACCGUACCCCAACGGCACCGUCAAGCGCACCUGGGCUCGGGGAUGCGCACGAACGGGUGACGACAUCACCAUUGAGGAAGUCUUCCAAAAGGACCAGCUGGAACUCGCCGUGCUGUCGUCCUUUCAGUGGGACGAGGAGUGGAUGCUUUCCAAGCUCGACAUCAGCAAGACCAAGCUACUGCUGCUCGCAUUUGCCAAAGACGAAGCCCAGAAGACCCAGAUGCGUGGCAACGUCCCGGCAAACAUCAAGUUCUGCUUCCCCCCGAUGCACGGGAUGGGAGCCAUGCAUUCCAAAUUGCAGUUGCUCAAGUAUCCGAACCGCCUCCGUGUCGUCAUUCCAACGGGCAACCUCGUGCCGUACGACUGGGGUGAGACCGGGGUCAUGGAAAACAUGGUCUUUCUGAUAGAUCUCCCAAGACUGGAAAAUCCCGCCACCACUCCACAGAGCCAGACUGCGUUCUACACGGAGUUAGUAUACUUCCUCCAGGCAACGGGCGUCGGCGACAAAAUGGCUGCGAGCCUCUCGAAUUACGACUUCUCCAAGACGUCAGAUAUCGCUUUCGUCCAUACCAUACCCGGAAGCCACACGGGAAAGGCAGCAGAACGCACAGGGUAUUGCGGUCUUGGGGCCAGUGUAGCAGCCCUCGGCCUAGCCAGCUCUGAGCCCGUCGAGGUCGACCUCUUGGCACGUUGCUCUGAUCUCCACUGUUCUGCCUCUCUAGGAGCAAUCAAUCACGAGUUCAUCGAGGCAAUAUACAAUGCCUGUCGAGGACGGGACGGCAUAGAGGACUUCAAGGACAAGUCCAGCGGCACUAGGUCGAAGGCAGCCAAGAAGCCGGACGAAGCGGCGACCAAGGAGCUCCAAGAACGGUUUCGUAUCUACUUCCCCACAGAGCGGACGGUAGCCGGGAGUAGAGGCGGACGCAAUGCCGGGGGCACGAUUUGCGUGCAAUCGAAGUGGUGGCGAUCGCCUACCUUUCCAACAGAGCUGGUGCGGGAUGUCAUCGCUCGCGACCGGCUCCUCGUCCACAGCAAAAUGAUAUUCGUGCGACGGGUCGGACAAGGCCAGACGACGCAGCAAAGGCCAGGCUGGGCCUAUGUAGGGAGCGCCAAUCUUUCCGAGAGCGCCUGGGGCCGGCUAUCGAGAGACAGGUCUACCAAGGCCAUCAAGAUGAACUGUCGAAACUGGGAGUGUGGAGUGGUCCUCCCUGUGCCUGAGUCAAAGGCAGUUGACAAGGCCCGAGUCAGCAGCGACAUGGCCAUGUUUGCGGGGACGGUUCCUGUUCCAAUGCAAGUUCCCGGGCCUGCGUACGCAUCAAGUGACCGGCCCUGGUUCUAUAUGGGAGCUUGA